Messenger RNA from Mugil cephalus (flathead mullet), 1966 nucleotides. Its product is annotated as myeloid cell surface antigen CD33-like. NCBI's taxonomy places the organism in Eukaryota, Metazoa, Chordata, Actinopteri, Mugiliformes, Mugilidae. The transcript is spliced from 8 exons. The record is from RefSeq and is a predicted model, not a curated record. Bases 168 to 1088 code for a protein of 306 amino acids.
GCAAGUGGGUGGUCUCUAUCAGGAAGACCUUAUUCGGGAACAAACUUGAAAGACCAGAAGGAGAGGAGUGGCGUGUGUUCUGCAAACACAAACUGUGGUCAACCAGCCAGCAGCAAAAUCAGACAUCCAUCAGUGUUACACACCGAGACAUCUUCAGACAGACGAGCAUGGACACAGAGAGAAAGAUGCUAAUAUUCAUUCUGCUUCUGACAGCUGUUUGCAGUCCUGUGUUUAGUGGAGAAUGGAAGGCUACUGUUGCUGAAAACCUUGAUGCUCUUGUUACCUCCUGUGUGGUGGUGCCCUGUUCGUUCACCCAUGUUGGAGGACUGCUUCCAAACUCCAGACUCAGAGGACUCUGGCAUCGUCAAGACAAGUUUGAUCAAUUUAUCUAUCACGAGGAUCAGACGAGGGUCUUGGACAACUUUAAAGAGCGAACACAACUGUUGGGACGUCUGGGUGAAAACAACUGCACCUUGGAAAUAACUGAUAUGAAAGAUCAUGACAACGGUCCUUUCUGUUUCCGAGUUGAAGUAGUGCGUAAAGAGACCAAUGAACCCACUAGAGACAAGUUCUCCUUUGUUGAGGACUGUGUCCAGUUCAAAAUGCUCCAUGAUGCUCCAAAACCUGUCCUGACACCACCAAAGACAGCCAUUGAAGGAAAACCCUACACUAUCAUUUGCUCAGUCACACAUACCUGUCCCUCCCAUCUACCUAAACUCACAUGGAACUGGGGCAAUGGAGGAGACAUCACUGAGAUUCAUAAACAACACUAUGGUGGAAACUGGGAGGCAACGUCCACCUUAACGUUUGUAGCACAGGCCAAGGAUGACUACACUGACCUCACCUGCUCAGCUGAAUUUCAUGGAGGAAAGACAUCCUCCUCAGCUGUGACGCUCUCCAUAAAACGUUCUGAAAACUACAAUCACAUCAUCAUUCCUGCUGCAGUGGGGAUUGGCACUGCUGUGAUCUUUGGACUCCUCUGUGUUUUCAUGGUGAAGAAAUACAAGAAACGUAUUGCAGAGCUCCAAAGUCAAGUGGGGGCAGGGCCAGAUUCUGAAGAUGAGAAGCGAAGAAACAGGUUUCUCUAAAAUACAUGAGACCACACAUUUUUUUUCCGUUCUUUAUUUUUCAGGACUUUAACAGUUUAAUUAUUGUAACUGUACAUUUACGCACAGAGGGGAAUGGACUCGAAGUCCUUGAGGCAGUCCGACAACACCAAGAAGAAGGAGCUCAAAGUCACCAGUAUCUGAGUCCUAUAUGUGGCUUUUAAAGUAGGAAUCAAAUUAAAGGAAGGACAAAAGACACAUGGAGGAGGAUGGGGGAUUGUUUUGAGCAAUUUUGUGAGAUCUCUGCCCAUAAUGUUUCUUUGUUAAUACGCCUUUACUACAGAAGAAACUCAUUUACAUUUACUAACUCAUAUGUUUUCCUUUUUCCUGAACUGAUAUAUAAGUAGUGUUAUGUAACAAAUGUUCAUUGUAAAAGUCACCCUUUUCAUAUACACAAGUAGACGUUAUUGGUAUCGGGAUAUUGGCCUUGGUAUUUCUUGAUGUCGGAUGGGGAAUAUUAAAUUCACAAACAGUAUGUUCAAACACUGAACAAUGCAUAGCCUGAAUGUGUUAUUGUUAAAUUCUAUUAAAUGGGGAGAGGCCGUCUGUGGCUUUUUGUCAGCUUCACUUUAAACUGCUCGUCUCUAAGCCUCCUGUGUAAAAAUGACAUAUAAUAGUAAAUGGAUUAUACACCUCUAAGGGCUGUAUGAAUAAUUGUGGUUACCUGUGACACAAGCAUCAGUGAGACGGGUACAGAGAUGUCAGAAUAAAGAUAUGUUACUGUGUCAGAGAAAAUUCACCUGGAACAAAAUAAAAAUUUUAGAGAUUUUUUAGCCCAGGUAAAUCUAGGCGGAACUACCAAUUGUGCCUUUUUGUCACUUUUUGACACCAUAUGUACCAUUUGACCUUUUUCAGGUACC